Penaeus chinensis is the source of this 2115-nucleotide messenger RNA. Its product is annotated as collectin-10-like. NCBI's taxonomy places the organism in Eukaryota, Metazoa, Arthropoda, Malacostraca, Decapoda, Penaeidae. The transcript has 6 exons. Bases 63 to 767 code for a protein of 234 amino acids. The record is from RefSeq and is a predicted model, not a curated record.
GAGUGCCUUGAGUGGACUGCCGAUAACUUGUCUUGGCAUAACUGAAAACUCGACCUCCUGCAAUGGACCUGAGCGUUCGGUCGCUGGCCAGCAAGGCUGUUUUCCUUCUGGUUGCGACGCCCUUCUUGAGCCUGGUGGAUGCCAUGCCUGGAGUGUACUUCACCUCUGACUUGCUUUCCAACAAAUGGAUUCCCGAUCCUAUGAAAACUAUCAUGAUCGUCGAUAGGGAGGACUGUGAGACGCAGUGUGUCAGGCAUCCUCUUUGCACUGGCUACGCAGUGUCGACCUUCGAGAGAAAAUGUCGGCUGUAUCAAAUCGAGCGAGGUUUGGCACCAGUCAAGAACAACGGGUACAAGCUCUACAUCAAGAUGAAAACGGAGGAGCAAGGCUACUACGUGUAUGGAACCCAAUACGUUCGCUUGAUGCACACUCGCCUGAACUAUUUCGAUGCUAAUAAAGAAUGUAAAAAGGAGAACGGAAAACUCGUAGCUGUUAGGGACCAGAAAAUGAAUGAUCUCUUGUUGGAGCUCCUGAAUAAGUUUGCAGUAUGGGAAGCCCUGAUCGGCCUCAACGACAUGGAAAAGGAAGGAGAAUGGCAAUAUGCUGAUAAUACCCCGGCCUCUUACCAGAACUGGGAUUGGAAAGGCUGGUGGGAAAGGUCUGACAGGAACUGCGCUGUCGUCACCAUCAGUGAAAAUGGCCCUUGGCGCCACGUCAACUGCUGGAGCAAAUUCUAUUUCUUUUGUGAGAUUCCUAUGUUCCUUUAGAUAAUUACCAGUCUCCCUUCUUUUACUCCAUCUCCCACCCUCCCUCCGUCUUUCCUUUCUUCCUACAUUUCUUUGUUUUUACUCUGCCUUCCUUCCCCCCUCUGUCUUAGAUGAAACGGUGUGAUGGUUAAAUGCCUCAACUAAUUUCUCAUUAGCUGAGGCACAAAAUAAACAGGGUCUUUUAGCCUGUGGUUUCCAAACUGGGUGCCCUAGACAGUACCUAGGAUCUGGGGUGUCAUUUCACAUUUUUAGCACAUAAUUGAUUACACUAACUAAAUUGCCUAAUCACUGGAUUGUCCAAAUUGCCUAAUUUUAAUUGUAAAUAACAACAGGCCAUUCAGUAAUCGAAAAGGGCCUUGACGCACUCUAUUUAUUGACAUGAGUGUAAUAUUCAACACGAAUAUAGUUUACUCAAAAUAUGAAGCUAUUAUUAGUCAACAGCUUUUGUAUCAGCGCACGCAAAUAAAGCUAACAUCUUGUAAUCAUCAUGCGCGCAGAAACCGUAGACCUGUGCACGUGCUCAAAUUGCAAUGCACACAUAAUCCAUAUCGCGUGUCAGCGCCUUUACUGAAUCAGGAAUCAAAACAUGAGUGUAAGUUGAUUACUUCAUUAUUACAACUUAUGAUGAAAUUUAGUGCACUACGGAAUGUUAAUGCCCACAUCAGACUGCUGUUGGUUUUAAUUGUUUGUUUGUUGUUUUCCAUUAAAGAAGCGCAUAUUAAUAUGACUUCACGUCAUUUCAUCUUGCCUUUUAGCACUACCAACUCCAAGCAGUCUUUUUGUAACACAGUAAAACAUAUGCAUGUUUAUGCGUGCGCGCGCAUAAACAUGUAUAUGUUUAAAUUGUGUGUGUGUGUGUGUGUGUGUGUGUGUGUGUGUGUGUGUGUGUGUGUGUGUGUGUGUGUGUGUGUGUGUGUGUGUGUGUGUAAUAUCGAUUGCAUACAGGUAACCCGAUCAGGGAUACGUAAAGCCACGGUUAACAGGUGGUAGAUGUGGAUUUCAAGCAAGAGCAGAAAAUGCACUUACUGAUUGAACCACGGGAUGCUGAGUAGAUGAACCACGUUAUGGUCAAAUGUCAAGAAUUACCCGUCUAGUUUAGACACUGCUACUGAAGAAAGCAACGAAAACCUACUUCAGCACCUCUCCCUAGUCAAUCAAUGAUGAAGGUCUCAAAGGAAAACUCGGAAUAACGUGAAAGAUUGCGCCACAUGGCAUCAACUGCUGGAACGUCAGCAACAUAAUUGUUACGUUGCGCGUGGUCACGAGAACCAUAUAGAUCAUAGAUCACUAUCUGUCCUUGAUGCAAUACACACACAUACACACACACACACACACACACACACACACA